ACAACCCCCGUGCAGAAGGCCCAGCGCGGCCCCUCCUCGCUGGUCCCAGACCUGGCGGGCUCCUCACACCUACCUGGCCCCCUCCGUUGAGCUUGUUGGUGAGCUUGACUUUGCUGAAGGAGACGGGAGCCUUCAUCCAGUGGGCCCCGAAGUUGGGCGAGUCGGGGUGGAUGUAGACGCAGCUGGGCGCCUGCGGCUCCGGCUUGCCCCCCGGCACCCAUUCCCCGUUCACGUACUUCCAGCGGUGGUUGUCCGCCGCCACGAAGUCCAGCAGGAAGGAGUACAUGGCGUUGGGGUCCAGGCCAGACACGUUCACCUUCAGUACCGGAAACAUCCUCCUGGAAAACACGGGGCGGGCGCAGGAGGACCCCGACACUGACCAGCUUCCGCGGAGAAAGCCCCAGAAGAGGGGCUUGGAGAAAUGCACUCGAGGGAGUUAACCAGAGCGGGAACAAACACAAAGCCCUCCUCCAGGAGAAAAAGGGUUCGACCUCCGGGAACUUGCCAGGUCCCCCAGGCUGCCCAGGCGCUGGAGAGCGCGGCGCGCGCGGGCUCCGGACGCGCACCCACCUGCCGUUCUUGGUCACGAUCAUCUCAUUGGUGAGCUCCUUGAAGCGCAGCCACAGCUCGCUCUCCUCCAGGCCCACGCGCAGUUCGCGCUCUGUGGGGUCGCCCUUCUCGCUGCCCGCCUGCAGCUCAUUCUCCACGGCGCUCAGCAGGUGGUCCACUCGGUACUGCAGGCUCUUUCCCGCGCUCUCGGUGCCAGGGGAACUCAUCCUCCCGUCCGGCUCCCCUCCCCGCCGUCCCCGAAGCCCAGACUCGCUACCUGAGAUCCACCUUCCCCGCUCUUGGCCGCCGCCCUUCCGAGAAAAGGGGCCCCUUGGACCGAGACCUGCGACGGCUCCCGGGUCCCGGGUCCCGGCACAGACCCGGGAGGAGGGCGCGGACCAAGACUUGGGGGGAGGAGACGGGGGCAGAGGGGUGGGGAGAAGUUAUUCCACUUGAACUCCCCAAGGCUCUACUAGUGUAGGUCUCUGGGGACCGAAAUUCAGUGCCCUCCCCAUAAAUAGAGCCGCGGCGGCAGCGCUGGGGGUGCUCGGCGGAUUGGGCUGCGCACGCUUUGAAGUGCCGGGCAGCCUCCCAUUGGCCGAGAGCGGCCAUAUCAGACCCAGCCGGGCGGGUCUGGGAGGCCGGGAGCCAACAGUGGGCUCCCGCACGCCUGUUUCAUGUAAAUCCUGGGCCCCAGCCCUGCGAGCCCCGGCCCAGCCCCUACACCCCCGCCCUUCUCCAAAUGUUUGCACCUCCAUCAAAGCGGCGGGGCAAGCCCCGGAGGAAGGUAAGCUGGACGCCCCGGCCUGCCCCAGCCCGCCCCAGCCCGCCCCAGCCCGCACUUCCGCGAGGGGCUGCCCGGCAGCCUGCGAUGCUCCCUGAUUCCCGCGCGCGGGGUCCUGCUCGCUUUUCCAGCGCGCCCGGAUCCCGCAGCCGCGCCAGGCUGGAACGUUCCCGCGGCCUCACCUGUCCCCGCUCCAGGCGCGCCUCCCUCCCCUCCCAGGGACCAGCGCAUUUGGCCGGGCUUUGGGAUGCGCCGCGCUCGUCUCGCCGCAGUAGUAGUGCUGUUCUCGCGCCUCCGAUGCCUCAACUCUCCAGUCUGGCAGUUUCCGGUGCACCUGUCCCCACACGUCCCUCGCCCACGGAGCCCCAGGCGGCGUUACGAACACCCAGGAUCGUGGAUCAGCCUGCCCCGGCGUCGGGUGUCCCCGCGGCUCUCACCAUCUGGAAAAGGAAGGUCCGCGCGCAGAGAGGGAAAUGGACGGAAAUAAGCAAAAGCAAAACAACCCCUUCUGGGAAGUGUCCUCCUCGCUCUCUUAUAAAAACAGGACUUGAUGCCGAGGUCAGCGCGCGCAUCGAGUGUGCCAGGCGUGUGCGUGGUUUCUGCUGUGUCAUUGCUUUCGCGGAAGGUGGGAGAAGGUCGGGGCUGGCGGGGUGGUCCCGGACUAGCGGGACUCGGGGCGCUUUCCCCGCCCGGCCCAGCGCCAAGCGGUGUCGGCAGCGGUUGUUUUAUUACCUUUCGGUGAGAACUUACGCGAGGAGAGCGAAGGAGAGGUGACAAUGAGCAGGAAAUAGUUCAGUGGGGUCUCUUUAAACAGUAAUAUUCCUCCUAAAACGGGAGCCCAGGAAGGGGGAAGGAGGCAGAAGCUCCCCCUUCCAAGGCCUGGCUUUGCGCUUCUGCACACCUCGCCCAUUCGCUGGACGAGGGCCUGCCUCGGGUAGCAGCCUCUGUUUCCCGGUCUCCUGAGCGGGCACCCCAGCCCCAGCCCCUCUAGAGAAAGCCUGCGCAUCGGGUGGGGCAGCGAGUUCAGAGGAGUCUUGCGCCCUAGCAAGGGGACUUUCCCGCGGACAUGGUACCUGCGCCCCGCGCUAAGUCUCCCCUGCCCCCUGCCCCCUGCUCCUCGCCCCUCGCCCAGCCGGGCUCGCUCCGGGGUCGGGAAUUGCUGGGGAAGCCGAAGGAGGGAUCCCCGCCCGGGACUCGAGGGAUCGACCCGCCUCGCGGUAUGUGGAGGGCUGCCAGGAGCCAGUCCCGGGGAAGGGUGCCUGCCGCCCGUGGGGCACAGGGCUCCUUCUCUCCCUUCUCCAACUUACACCGACGAGUCAGGAAGCCGGGGCGUCUAGUCCCGGUCCGCAUUUCUCAGUGUCUUUUGAUGUCUGGGAUGCAUGGAUAUUCCCAGGGGGCUGACCCGAGGUGGGGAAGUUUCCUUCUAGAAAGAGGCACCAAAAGGACCUCAUUUGCUCCUGACGCCGGACCCUCCUGACACGCCUUCACUGGCUCAUCGGGCCCUGGGCUUUGGGGGAGAGCGUGAGAGAAUGUCUGAAGCAUUGAAGAGUACGACCCAGGAAUUGAACCACCCAAGUCGGAGGAGGACCAGGCCCACUCCCUCCGCCUUUUCAGCGAAGGCUGCAGUGCAUGACAGUUUACAGCCAAAACUUCCUCCAGCCCGGCUAUAAAGAAUUCCCAGUUAAUAACAAUGCGCUUCCUUGGGAGGAAAGAGGGGCUGAGGCACCGCCAGCUGUUUCGCUCCCAGGGUCUAUCACUCCUUGGCAAGCCCAGCCAUUCAGAGAAAAACAAGACAAAGCCUUAUGGCUGGGCCUCAGGAUGCAACUGUCCCACCGAAAACAUGCUUGAAACAUUUUAUAAGAAAACACACACACACACCCGACUCGACUCCCAGAGAGGCAGUUUUCCUGGGCCCAAUCCCUUCUGAAAAAGCAAAGCCAUUUAUCUUUAGAAGCAGGCAACAAUGAAGCUGUAACAGGCUCAAGGAGGGGUGGAGGACAGCCUCGCGUGACUCUUACCCCACACUCUAGUCCCUCUCUUUCUGCAAGAAAAACAAAUGAAUUUCUUUUCUGAUUAUAUAUGUACUCCUUGUAUAAAUAUUAUAUAUGUAUCUGUCUUCAUAUAUAUGUAAAACAGUCACCCACAGUAUCUGUGGGGCAUUGGUUCCAGGACCUACAAAGAUGGUAGAAUCCAGGGAUGCCCUAGUCCCUUGGCAUGGUAUUUGCAUAUAACCUAUGGACUUCCUCCAUGAACUAUAAAUCACUUCUGGAUUACUUAUAAUGCCUAAUACAAUGUAAACACUAUGCAAAUAGUAGUUAUACUGUAUUGUUUUUUAUUUGUAUAAUUUUUAUUCUUUGAUUAUUGGGGAGAGGGAGUUUGGAAUGUUUUCUAUCAAUUCAACCAACCACGGAUAUGGAACCUGUGGCUAUGGAGGGCUGGCUGUAUGUUUAUCUCUCUCUAUGUAUAUAAAUGCUAACCUCAAGCACUAAGCAAUGUUCAUA
Pan troglodytes (chimpanzee) is the source of this 3834-nucleotide messenger RNA. RefSeq lists its product as uncharacterized. NCBI's taxonomy places the organism in Eukaryota, Metazoa, Chordata, Mammalia, Primates, Hominidae. Bases 1292 to 2107 code for a protein of 271 amino acids. The record is from RefSeq and is a predicted model, not a curated record. The transcript has 4 exons.